GACAAGCUGCGUCUCCCGCGUUGUGAACAUCCAGUGUUUGUGAAGGAAGCUUAUGUUGGCCUUUGUUUGCUUCAUGUACUAACACAGUUGCUUCAUCUCAUAGUGAAGUAUAUUCAUCAAGAGGAGGUGGAUAUAUGGACAUUUAAUUUCAAAGGUGAGGCACGAGUUGUGAAGUCUGGCAGGAGGUACGCUUAAGAGCUGUGGCAGCCCGGAGCUUCAUUGAAGACUGGACUGAUACGGUUAGAUAAUAUUCUCCUGUUGACAGGGGAUACUGAAGAUACAGAUAGAAAGAUAAAGAAGAUGAGCUACAACUUCAGAGACCUUGAACGCACAGGAGAGAUGACACCAAUUGGACAGAAAGUGUUGAACAUUACUCUGGAAUCGGAGAUGCUUUCAAGCAGGUUCAGAAUUAAUAUUAGUGACGAUGUUCAAUCGGUUAUUAACAGGAAUCUGUCAGAAGCGGAGACACCUCCAUGUACCCCCUUAACCCCGUUGAGUGCUUGUGGGAGUGAGGGGGACGUCUUCACUUUCAGUCCACUUUCUGAAUCGGAUGAACAAUUAUCUGGGUGUACGCCACACAAAACGAAGCUGUUUGACCACAAGUGUCCAAGAGCUCCAAGAAAACGACAGUCAGGUUCAGACGCAGCCAUCAGCAUCGAUGAACGACGACGUCGACGGCAAGCGGCUAACGCACGCGAGAGGAGGAGGAUGGAAGGUUUGAACGUUGCCUUCGAUCGUCUCCGGGCGGUCAUCCCCGCCAGCAGUGACGACAGUCAACUGUCCAAAUACGACACCCUGCAGAUGGCACAGACCUACAUUCAAACUCUCUCAGAUCUUUUGACCAAGGUUGAAAACUGAACACUGUGCCACCCUGCAAGGGUAUAUACCCGAAACCAACUCUAAACCAGACAGGUGCUCAUAUUGUGAAGCUUUUUUUACUUCCAAAGUAUGAAAGAGUUUGAGGAUUUGUAGACUCCUUUGGUGCGUGAAAUAGAGACUUGCAUUUUUUUGGUCUCUGGUGACUAUUCAUAGACGCUUUUGAGAGACGGACAAAACAAUUUAAACUGCCAUUCAGCAAUAUGAUCCAGCAGAAUAAGAAGAUGAUAUAAUACGCUAUGGUACGCCAUGCUUUGUGUUUGUCUUCAGCGACUGAAGGAGGUGCAGUGAGGUGACACAGACAUCUGUCGUCAUCCUCAUCUUCAUCUGAAGAAGAGCGUGCCGGAUAUCAAAAGUAGGUAUGAACUGGCGCGUGCUUAGUGGAGAACGCUGCUCGUGGCUUGGUGAUGGACGUCCGCGAGAAGACUACAUCAUGCAUGACUGCAGUUACAUCUACAACUUCUUACACGGCGAACAGGCGUUGCAACGCUUACAACUGGUCUUUCUGUGCGUUGGAUGUGAAUGGAGUACUAAGCCUUUGUGAGAGAUGUAGCGACAGGUCCUUUGAAAUGGGAUUGAAUUGCAUCAUUGACUUGAAAUCGUAGCCAAUUUACCAUCCUAGAUUCGGCGAUAAAGUCGAAGGCGGCAGUGAUUUUAUGAAUGUCAGGCUUGGAAGUUAAAACUCGUUGACCCUUCUUUGUGGUUUUGACAUGACAAUUACACUUAUAUUUCUAUGUUCAUAUGUUCUUAUCAAAUCCAGCCAUCUCAACACACCGGGGAAGUGUUUUGAUAACAUACUGUCACGCUGUGACAGGCUGUACCUGUUAAUUCAGUGUGACAGCGAUGAUCUGCUGUCGUCCCAUCUUCAACCCACCUUUACAGAACCCUGUACAGAAAACCGGUAGGGAAACAUUAUCUGCGUGCAUCUUAAGCACACGUACAGUGGUAAUUAUGAUUUGACGUGACAACUGUUAACCCCAGACCUACACAUCAAACAGCUAUAAUAGAUUGUGAUUGGUUCGUCACGGAUGCUCUGUUUGACUUCGAGUGUCACUCAGGCGCGUGACAGGCUGUCGGUCACGUGAUGUCACGUGGCACUAACUAUGAACACUGCCGGCGCAACGUCUGCCCACGCAUACAGGUGUGAUAUGGCAUGUUUUUCGUCUUUGCUUGUUUACUUUGAAGUGGUAUCCGGCUCCUUAUUCUUCGUAUGUAAACUGGAAACCACAAAAUAUUUCAUAAACACAUAUUAGAAUAAUUCAACUGAAUGUAAAGACAGACUUAUAAUAUACCAGGCCAAUGGAUUUUCCUAACGGUAUUCAUGACAAUACUUUAUGUCUCAAUGAUACAUUUUAUAUGAGUAAUGAUACACACUGUCUGAUUAUUGAAAAUCGUAUGUGGACUCGCUAUCCAUAUUGCUCAAUAUUAUAUUUUUUACUCAUGAUUUUAUGGAGGUUUAUAUAUUGUUAUUAAUAAACUAUUUUAUAUAAUUA
Messenger RNA from Haliotis rubra (blacklip abalone), 2369 nucleotides. Its product is annotated as neurogenin-3-like. Gene Ontology annotation, molecular function: protein dimerization activity. NCBI's taxonomy places the organism in Eukaryota, Metazoa, Mollusca, Gastropoda, Lepetellida, Haliotidae. The record is from RefSeq and is a predicted model, not a curated record. Bases 301 to 858 code for a protein of 185 amino acids. The transcript has a single exon.